GUCGGUAUAUAACAUUGAUGAUGCUAAAUGCACUUAUCAGUUUCUUCUUAUUCACGGUGAAUUAUGCAUUAUAUCGUUGUUGGUGAAAACCCUAAGUAAUAAUUAAGUAAACCGUAUUAAUAUGAUUAAGUAAAUGUGUUCAGUGUAUACAAUUGUAUACUAAUUGUUUUUGAGAAGUUCAUAUAAAUGUGUAUAACAUUUAGUAAUUCAUUUCUCGAUACCAGACUCGCCACCCUAAAAGAAUGCUAUCAUUUUAUGUUUUAAUUAUUUUAUUAAUAGUAUCAUUUGUGGUAUGCGUGAAAGUCAGUCCAAGAGAGAAAGAUAGUAAACGCAAUAUUGUAUUAAUCGUCGCCGAUGAUUUGGGUUGGAAUGACGUCAGUGUGCAUGGUAGUGAUCAAGUAUUGACGCCCAAUAUUGACUCGCUGGGUUACCAUGGUGUCACAUUGGGGAGGUACUACAGUAAUUGCAUAUGCACGCCUUCUCGCGCCGCCCUACUCUCCGGCAAAUAUGCAUAUACGACAGGUAUGCAAGGCUGGCCAUUGACUGGCGGUGAGGAUAGAGGUCUUCCCGUCACACAUAAAAUAUUACCGCAAUAUUUGAAAGAGCUUGGCUAUGCUACACAUUUAGUAGGCAAAUGGCAUGUUGGUAGUUCUAGAGAAGAGUAUCUGCCAACAAAAAGGGGCUUUGAUUCACAUUUUGGACACAGGCUAGGAAGUAUAGAUUACUACGAAUACACUUACGAAGAGAAUUGGACAAUUGGCAAAGUCUCCGGGAUGAAUAUGUUCAGAAACCAAACAGCGGCGUGGGAUGCUGAAGGAUACGCAACGGACUUGUAUAACAACGAGGCUAUUUCAAUCAUUAAUUCCCAUGAUGAAACUAAACCACUUUUCCUAAUGUUGGCACAUCUCGCUCCACACAGUGCCAAUGAAGGCGCAUUACUUCAAGCGCCUCCUGAAGUAGUUAGAUCUAUGAGACAUGUAGAAUCACCAGAAAGAAGAAUUUUUGCAGCUAUGGUAAAGAAACUCGACGACAGUGUUGGCGACGUCGUAGAGGCAUUGUCAAGAAAAGGCAUUUUGAAUAACACUAUUAUCGUUUUCAUAUCCGACAAUGGUGGUAUGACAUCAGGAGUGACUGUUAACUAUGGUAGUAAUUAUCCUUUACGAGGUAUUAAAUUAAGUCCUUAUGAAGGAGGAGUAAGAGUAAAUGGAGCAAUUUGGGCACCUGAAAAUGUGGCGAGUCAUUUGUAUGAAGGGUAUGUUCACGUAACAGAUUGGCUGCCUACCUUACUUAAAGCGGCUGGAAGAGAUCCUCCGAAAAAUAUAGAUGGUCAUGAUUUAUGGAAUAAAAUAAUGAAAAACAAAGUUUCCAGUAGAAGUGAAAUUGUAGACAUAGACGAUAUGCAAGGUUAUGCAUCAAUUAUCUCUAAAAAUUACAAAUUGAUAACUGGCACAGUGUUUAAUGAAUAUAGCAACUAUCAAGGCAAAGAAUUAUUGGGAGUCAUUGGAAACCCUCCAUGCUAUAUCGAUGCGAUUAAAAAUAGUAAAGCCUACAAGGUUUUUACAAAAAUGGGCAGAUCUGUGCCAAUUGAUAUCAGUAGUGUAAGAAAUGCAUUAAAAAUUGAAUGCCAGAAACAAAUUAAAGCAGAUGAUGUUAUAUGUUAUCCUGGCAACGGAACAGUCUGUUUAUAUAAUAUUAAAAAAGAUCCAUGUGAAACUACAGAUCUGUCUAAAGAAUAUCCCGAACUUGUAAAUAAAAUGCUCAAAGUUUUGAACAUUGAAAAGAAAAGAGUAAUACCAAGAGUUCCGACUAUAAGACAACCUAGAGCAAACCCUGUUUAUUUUAACUACACUUGGGACGUAUUUGUGGAUGUGGUUUAAUUAUAAAAUGGCAUAGGAUAACAUAUAGCAAGUUGAAAUUGGAAUUACAAAAUUACAUAUUUCUGAAAUAACGAGUGAGAUAGGAGAGUGGAUAUACUAGGCGCGUAUCUCUAGCUUUAGACUGUCUUCCACAUGUAUUAAUUGUAACAUAUUGUUUGAUAACAUUUUUCGGUUAAAGUUUUGUCAAAACAAAUAGCUAAUAGAUUACAAUGACAUCUCGAUUUCACGCGAGCAAUAGCUAUGUAAAUAGAGUUCCUCAGAUAUCUUUAUCUGCCUCCGCGAAUUCUUUGUUUCUAACGACAGCACAUUUGGAAGUGCUUUAAAUUCAUGCCAUUUUUCAGAUGUCACUCUAAGUAUUCUCUCACUCAACGUAUUUAAGUACCACGUUCAGUUGAAUCGGUUAGUCAUCAAAAUAAAUAGGAUCGUUAAUGAAACACUCCGACCAUGAGAAUUAGAAAUAAAUUCAUUUAAGCAGAUGAAUUUUUAAAUACACAAACUGUUCUGUAUGUGCUUUAAGAAUCAAGUUUUAUUAAUAUUUUUGAAGUUUUAUAGUAAUGAAAAUAAUACCAAUACAAUAAAAUGUUGACUUGAAUA
Diatraea saccharalis (sugarcane borer) is the source of this 2471-nucleotide messenger RNA. NCBI's taxonomy places the organism in Eukaryota, Metazoa, Arthropoda, Insecta, Lepidoptera, Crambidae. The record is from the annotation of a GenBank genome assembly.